Molecule: messenger RNA, 1128 nt
Organism: Hyaena hyaena (striped hyena)
Lineage: Eukaryota; Metazoa; Chordata; Mammalia; Carnivora; Hyaenidae
Product: neuropeptide Y receptor type 4-2
Exons: 1
Coding region: 1-1128 (375 amino acids)
Biological process (GO): G protein-coupled receptor signaling pathway
Cellular component (GO): plasma membrane; neuron projection
Molecular function (GO): neuropeptide binding; pancreatic polypeptide receptor activity
Source: RefSeq, a predicted model, not a curated record
AUGAACGUCUCUCACUUCCUGGCCUUGCUGCUCCCAGGAUCCCCACAGGGUCAAAACAGAAACAGGUCCAGGGGCAUUCCGUACAACUUCUCUGACCACUGCCAGGAUUCUGUAGACCCCAUUGUCUUUAUUGUCGCCUCCUACAGCAUCGAGACUGUUGUGGGGGUCCUGGGCAACCUCUGCCUGAUAUGUGUGACUGUUCGGCAGAAGGAGAAGACCAAUGUGACCAACCUGCUCAUCGCCAACCUGGCUUUCUCUGACUUCCUCAUGUGCCUCAUCUGCCAGCCACUCACGGCCAUAUACACAAUUAUGGACUACUGGGUCUUUGGGGAGGCCCUUUGCAAGAUGUCGGCUUUCAUCCAGUGUAUGUCGGUGACAGUCUCCAUCCUUUCGCUUGUCCUUGUGGCCCUGGAGAGGCAUCAGCUCAUCAUUAACCCAACAGGUUGGAAGCCCAGUGUCUCCCAGGCCUACCUGGGGAUUGUGGUCAUCUGGCUUAUUGCCUGCCUCCUCUCCCUGCCCUUCUUGGUCAACAGUGUCCUAGAGAAUGUCUUUCACAAGAACCACUCCAAGGCUGUGGAGUUUCUGGUAGAUAAAGUGGUCUGUACAGAGUCCUGGCCACUAUCCCACCACCGCAUUGUCUACACCACCUCCCUGCUGCUCUUCCAGUACUGCAUGCCCCUGGCCUUCAUCUUGGUCUGCUACGUCCGUAUCUACCGGCACCUGCGGAAGCGGAAGCGGGUGUUCCGCAAGGGCACCUACAGCUCUCGGGCUUGGCAGAUGAAGCGGAUCAAUGGGAUCCUCGUGGCGAUGGUGGUUGCCUUUGCUGUGCUCUGGCUGCCCCUGCAUGUGUUCAACAGCCUAGAGGACUGGUACCAUGAGGCCAUCCCCAUCUGUUAUGGCAACCUCAUCUUCUUGGUGUGCCAUCUGCUUGCCAUGGCCUCUACCUGUGUCAACCCUUUCAUUUAUGGCUUUCUCAACACCAACUUCAAGAAGGAGGUCAAGGCCCUGGUGCUGUCAUGUCAGCAGAGUGCGCCUGUGGAAGAGUCUGAGCAUCUGCCCCUGUCCACAGUGCACACGGAAGUCUCAAAAGGGUCUCUGAGGCUCAGUGGCAGGUCCAACCCCAUUUAG